Penicillium cosmopolitanum is the source of this 1065-nucleotide messenger RNA. Its product is annotated as Zinc finger GRF-type. The record is from RefSeq and is a predicted model, not a curated record. Lineage: Eukaryota; Fungi; Ascomycota; Eurotiomycetes; Eurotiales; Aspergillaceae. The transcript is spliced from 2 exons. The coding region runs from base 1 to 1065 and encodes 354 amino acids. Gene Ontology annotation, molecular function: zinc ion binding.
AUGCACUCCCCAAAUAAACCCCCAAAGUCACCCUCCUCGGUGCGCUUGAAAGGCCUCUUCAAAGAGGGAUCCUGGCGCUGCGACUGCCCGGAACGGGCUCCCGCCAUCAAGCUUCAAGUCAAGAAGGAAGGCAGAAACCACGGGCGCUACUUCUAUACCUGCCAGAAACCCCGCGCACAACAAUGUGGCUUCUUCCUGUGGACAGACGAGGCCGAGCCCCGCGAAGAAGCCGUCGUCCUUUCCAACUCGCGAUCCGAAGACGACCUGCGCUAUCCCACCCUCCCAUCUACCCCCACAACACCCCGGCGUAGUGGUCUUCUCACUCCGCAAACCGAGCGCCGCUUUAUUGACAUCCCACCCCGCCAUGCGCAUGCCCAUUCACCCCCAAAGAGCGCAAAGGCACGGAUGAUGGCCGAGGAUACUGACGAAUUCGGCUGGGACGACAAUACAGACGACAAUAACGAACUGAGUGAACUGACGGAGCUCUCCACAAGCCAGUCAACGGAACCCUUCCUCUCCCAACCAAAUUGGAACCCAGACCAGCCAUCAAACAAAGCGGCUCGCACUCCAACGAGCUCAUCGCCGGGAAAGCGCAAGCUCUUCGAAUCCAGCUACCACGACCAUAACUCAUCGACCAGUAACUCUUCCAUACUUGCCACUCCAUCCUCUACCCGAUCAAACCGUUCCAUCGGCUCAAGUCGCAUCCCACCGUCUUCAGCAGAGCUAUGCAUGACCCCGACACCAACAAAGUACCGAGACGUCAUUAGCUCCGCAAAUAUGCCCGACAUGUCCGAUUUAGCCGCCGAGGCAAAUGCAAUAAUGGAACAAUACGCUGUGGUGCUGCCGACCAAGGCGCAAGACGCGUUGGUCGAGCUGCUCAACCGGCAUCAGUUGAAGCUACAAGGAGUGAAUAAAGGGCGCGAGGUUACUCGGCAGGCCUUGAAGAGGAAGGAAGAUGAACUUGCGAAGAAGGAUGGAGAGAUCAGGCGGUUGCAGGACACCAUUACCAGUCUGCAAGCGCAGAAGGAGAUGGAUCAAAGUAUUAUUGAUUCUAUGAGCAUGUAG